AUCUUAAUGAUCUCAGUAAAGAAGGGUUGUUAAGCCACUUAAGUUGUUGUCUAUAUAUAAAUUAGGGUUUUUAUUCUGUUGCAGACAGUGUUUGAGAAUCACAAUAAUAAUAAUAAUACCAAAUUCCAACCAGAUAAGGAGCAUGGAAGCUUCACUUCUUUUGGUUGAUACCUUUUUCCUUUCUCUCUCUUCUCUUAUUGUUGUUUUUUAGUUACCUACUGUCUUUGAUGGAAGUCAAUGGCGUGUGUGGGUCUCGUUUUCAUUUGUUUCAAACACCAAAAGUUUGAUUUUUUUUAGGGUUCAUAGCCUCAUCUCUAUUGCUCUUUUUGGGGGUGUUGAAAGAUCUCCUUUUUAGGGGAGGAAUGAGAUUUGUGAAUCACAUUGUGGAAAGUUUUGAUUUCUAUUAUUGGAUUUUGAUUCAUCAAUAGGAUUUUGCUGUGAAAGUUUUGUAAUUUUUGCUUGGAAAUUGUACUUGUUGGGAAAAAAAAUCGGAUUUUUAGACUGAUUUGUUAGAUGGGUAAUGCUGAGGUAUUGUUGUGAUGACUAGUUGAAGUUCUGUAGCUGGAAAUCUCAGGCAAUUUUUUUGAGGAAAUGGAGGAUCAGGCUGUUUUAUGUGGCGGGGCUUCUGUUAAUGUUGGAAGAGAGGAAGAGGAAGAUGAGUUUUGCAGUUGCUGUGAAGAUGAAGAAGUAUUUAAAGAGACUGAGGAGCCAGUGGUGGAAGGGUUGAAGGAUGAACUUGAUGAAUUUUCUGUAAGAUUGUUCUUUAAGGGGUUGUCAAUAGCAGGGUUUGAAAAUUCAAGUUCUGGGUUUUCUGGAAUUGGAGUGUUCAUGGAAACAUCAUCUAGUCUUCCAGCUAUACGGGUGCAGAAAAAACUUGACUUUUAUGAAGAGGAACCAGUAGCUGACUACUUGGCACUCAUGGAUGGCUUGCUGAAAGCUGUGCAGAACAAGAUUCGCCGGGUUUAUGCUUUCACAGAUUCUGAGUUGUUGUACGAUCAGAUAACAUUUGAGAAAAAAUUGGAGAUGCCACUCUUGAUAGCACUGAGAGAAAGGAUUCUGGAACAUGCCAAUAAUUUUGAAGCUUUUGUUCUGAAGCUUGUACCCAGUACUGAUCUUGAGCAGCCACUGCAGUUGGCCAAAGUAGCUAUUGGACUUGUCACUUACCCUGUAAAUGGUGAGAGAUUACUUCAGAACUGUUCUAUUUGUUGUGAAGACAAGCCAGUGCCAAUGAUGAUGACCUUGAAAUGUUCACACACAUUCUGUUCCCAUUGCUUGAGGGCCUAUGCCGAUGGUAAAGUACAAUCUUGUCAAGUCCCUAUAAGAUGCCCUCAACCAGGAUGCAAAUGUUACAUCUCUGCAGCUGAGUGCAGGUCUUUUCUUCCAUUCACCUCCUUUAAAGCUUUGGAGAAAGCCCUUGCAGAAGCAAAUAUUCUCCAUUCAGAUAGAGUUUAUUGUCCAUUUCCAAAUUGCUCUGUUCUCCUUGAUCGUCGUCCAUGUUUAUCAGAUACAGCCAGUUCAUCUAGUCAGUCAGAGAAUUCUUGUGUUGAAUGUCCUGUUUGCCAGAGGUUUAUCUGCGUGGAGUGUGAGGUUCCUUGGCAUUCUUCUAUGAGCUGUGAAGAAUACCAGAAUCUGCCAGAGGAUGAGAGAGAUGCUUCUGACAUUACCUUGCAUCGUCUUGCUCAGAAUAAAAGGUGGAAGCGUUGUCAGCAGUGUCGUACAAUGAUCGAGCUUACUCAAGGUUGUUACCACAUGACAUGCCGGUGUGGUCAUGAGUUCUGCUAUUCUUGUGGUGCGGAAUACAGGGAUGGCCAACAGACAUGUCAAUGUGCAUUUUGGGAUGAAAACAACUCUGAAGACUCGGUGACAAACUCUCUUCAAGAAUCAGAACAAUUGGCAUGCGAAACUUUCAAUUCUUUCUCCAUGAUCAUGGAUGAUACAUACUCAGACCAAGAAUGGUCUCAGUUUGCACUUAUAGAAAGGUUCCUAGAUGGUGCUUUUAGUCUCAGUGACCAUAAUCCAUACCAAUCUCCUCCUCCCCAAUGUACAGACUCCUAUGUAGACCCUUUGAAGGAUCUUCAUCAGCUUCCAUGGCUCGAGACAUUUGUGUCUGUGAUAAGUGACAACUACUAUGAAGAUUAUAUUCAAUGAAACUCUGCUACAUCUUAAAACUACCUAAUAAGCUUAAGGGGAUGCAGAAGGUGUUUCUCACUCUCUCCACAUUUCUCAAUAGGUGUAGCAACCUUUACAUCAUGUAAUUUCCUUUUAUGUUCCCAGCUUGGAUAUCUUUUGACCUAAGGUCCGUGGAUUAAUAUCUAGGUGAAGAAUCUGUUCAUGAUUUUCUUUAAAAGAAAGAUAAAAGAAAAGUUGAAAGAGAAAACAGUUUGUUUGUGGUUGGGAAUAAUACAAUA
Molecule: messenger RNA, 2408 nt
Organism: Gastrolobium bilobum
Lineage: Eukaryota; Viridiplantae; Streptophyta; Magnoliopsida; Fabales; Fabaceae
Product: E3 ubiquitin-protein ligase RSL1-like
Exons: 3
Coding region: 592-2148 (518 amino acids)
Biological process (GO): positive regulation of proteasomal ubiquitin-dependent protein catabolic process; ubiquitin-dependent protein catabolic process; protein polyubiquitination
Cellular component (GO): ubiquitin ligase complex; cytoplasm
Molecular function (GO): ubiquitin conjugating enzyme binding; ubiquitin protein ligase activity; RNA-DNA hybrid ribonuclease activity
Source: RefSeq, a predicted model, not a curated record